AUGAGGCGCCUUCAUAUAUUCACGGAUCGCAUGGAGAGGCUACCAACCGCUUCGGUGUGGGAGUUUGAGUGCAGCAGAAGGCACUCGUGGGGCGGCAUGAUUGCCCUGCAUCACGCCUCGCAUCGCUACUCGAAAGGCUUGAAGCACAUCGUCGCUGCGAGCGCCACCCCGUCGAUGGAGCUGUGGGUGGAGGGCGUCUAUAAGCUGCGCGAGCAGUUGCCGCCCGACGUACUGGCGGUGUUGAAGCAGCAUGAAGCAGCAGGGACGACGGACAGCAAGGAUUACCAGGAUGCAAUCGAGCUGCUGCAGUCGUUUGCCGCCAUGGAAGAGGACCCCACAGUAUCCACGACGAUGAACGGGCCGUCUGAAAUGUGUGUCAACGGAACGCUGCGGACCUGGUCGUGCGUCGAUCAGCUGCACACCAUCUGCAUCCCGACGCUGUUCACCAAUGGGCGCAUGGACGAAGCGCACGACGCGAGCGUCGCACCCAUUUUCGACAAGGUAAAUCGCGUCAAGUGGAUCCAAUUUGCCAACAGCAGCCACGUCGCGUUCCUCGAGGAGCCCCAGCGAUACCCUUCUAUCGUGUCUGACUUGCUCGACAAGUAG
Messenger RNA from Fomitopsis serialis, 606 nucleotides. RefSeq names its product Alpha/Beta hydrolase protein. The transcript has 4 exons. The record is from RefSeq and is a predicted model, not a curated record. NCBI's taxonomy places the organism in Eukaryota, Fungi, Basidiomycota, Agaricomycetes, Polyporales, Fomitopsidaceae. Bases 1 to 606 code for a protein of 201 amino acids.